CUACCAACCGUAUAAUGCCAUCCGUUGGCGUGGCUUAUAAAGUGAGCAGAGCAGAGCAGAGCGUGAUGGAUGUGCACGCAGCAGUUGGCUUCCCUCGACUUAGCAUUUCCGAAAAUCCCGGCCGCAAGCAAGUGAACUGAGCGAUCGAUCCAGUGGUUAUGAUGGGCGCACAGUACUGCUCGUGGCUGCUGGGCUUCCUCCUGCCGUCGCUGUGGGAGGCGGAGGUCGCCGUGUCCGCCACGGCGCUUCUCGCCGCCACCGUCGCGCUCCUCCUCAUCCUCGACCAGUCCGCGUCCAACGGCACCACCACCACCACACCAACAACCUCGUCGCCGCCUCCUUCCACUGCUAGAAUCCACCACCGGGACGGGCGCCGCCGCCGGAGCAGCGCAAGGGGAAAGAAGGCGGCGGCCCCCGAGCUUCGAUGGCACACCUGCGAGAUCACUUCUCCUCCGGCUGAUGGCUCUCCCCGUCGGGGCAGCAGCAGCACCACCACCAACACCUACGUGAUCAAGGUGGAGCUGGUGUCUGCCAAGUACCUCAUCGGCGCCAACCUGAACGGAACCUCCGAACCUUACGCCGUCAUCUCCCUCGGCGAGCAGAAACGCUUCAGUUCUAUGGUGCCUAGCUCAAGAAACCCUUUGUGGGGGCAGGGAUUCAACUUCCUAGCCAGAGAACUACCAGCUGAGGUAACAGUAACAAUCUACGACUGGGAUAAUGUAUGCAAAUGCAAAGUUAUUGGAUCUGUAACUGUAGCUAUUCUCGGUGAAGAUAAAACGGAAUCUACUUGGUACGACCUGGACAGCAGAUCUGGUCAGGUCUGCAUGCGGAUUAGCUCAAUGGAAGUGUUUAAUUCUGAUAGUUCAAUUUUUUUUUCCAGCUACUUCAAUCAGCACACCAGAGUUGACUCCCAGAGAAAGAUGACACUCAACAAGCAACGCUUGGCGAUGAUUGAAGACAGUGGUCCCCUGCAAGCUAUGUUUGAAUUUCCUCAUGAUGAAAUUGUUCAGCACAGUUAUUCUUGUGCUCUGGAGAGGUGUUUCUUGCACUAUGGGCGUAUGUACAUCUCCUCAUGGCAUCUGUGCUUCCACUCUAAAGUAUUCGCCAAGCAAUUGAACGUGAUCAUUCCAUUACAAGAUAUAAAUGAGAUAAAAAGGAGCCAGCAUUCCCUUAUCAACCCAGCUAUUAUUAUAUAUCUUCACACAGGCGCGGGUGGCCAUGGAGCGCCUCCUUUGUGCUGCCAACAAAAUGGAAGCUUCAGGUACAAGUUCACAUCAUUCUGGAACAGAAACCGUACAUUUCGAGCUCUAGAGACUGCACUACAGAUUUACCGAGCAAACUUAGAAGCGGAAAAGCAGGUAUUCAGAAAGUAUUCUUCUUGGAUCCUUCCAUUUACUUCUUGUGGAAAGUGGCAACUAUCUGACCAUCUGUACUCCUGCAAGCAGGUGAGAGCACAUUCGCUUCAAGGACAAAAUAUGAAUGUUAGUAGCAGAACAUACAACAUAAGGACAGAAGACAGAAACAUUGAACGGGCUGUCACAUUUGAACAGGCUACCACAUUCCAACCUUUCAUCAAUGAACAUGUUCUUGUAGAUGUAACCAGUAAUACCUUCCCUGGUACACCUGAGAAGUUUUUCACUUUGAUACUAGGUGACAAUCCAAUCUUCAUUCAGCAGUACCGAGAUGCGCGGAAAGAUACAGAUUUAAAAAUGAGUAAGUGGUAUGCUUCAGAUGAGUAUGGUGGCAAUGUUCGUGAAGUAACUUUCAGGUCGCUAUGCCACAGUCCUUUAUGUCCUACAGACACUGCGGUGACAGAAUUGCAGCAUACUUCUUUCUCAAAGGACAAAAGGAACUUGAUAUAUGAAACAAAGCAGCAAGCACACGAUGUUCCAUUUGGCUCUUAUUUUGAGAUCCACUGUAGGUGGUCUCUACGAAAAACUUCUAGUUCCACAUGUCAAGUGAAUAUAAAGAUCGGUGUCAACAUGAAGAAAUGGUGCAUUUUGCAAUCAAAAAUAAAAUCUGGAGCAACUGAUGAGUACAGGAGAGAAGUUUGCAAGAUUUUGCAGGCUGCAUGUGAUUAUGCCCUCGCAGCUGAGCCAAACGGUCCAUCUUGUGAUGAUAUCGUGCUGACAUCUUCAGCAUGAAAAACUGCAGUAGAAAACCACCUGCAUUGUUCCAUGCACACAGACAAGGCUGCCUGUGCUUGAAAGCUACUCCACCAACCAAGUGAAGCCAGCAAUGGUACUAUGUCGACAUCUCCACAUGAAAAGUGGCAGUUGAAACUUGAAACGACCUAGAGUGUUCCAUCCUCGCAUACAAAAUGCUUCUGGCCUAAAGUGUCGAGAAGAAGACAAAUUUCUCCUGCAAAGUAGCAUAUCAUUGUGAAUAGCCCAACCUGAGCAGAUGAGAGAUGAUCUGAUCCACCUCAUCACCGUAAAAUCCAUGUACUUAGUCUAUGUUAUAGAAGUGAUAAGGCAUCAAUUACUUCAAAUUAUCAACUGAACGGAAAAGAAGCUAACUUAUGUACACCCUAUGGUCCUCUGUGUUUUGUACAUGAACAACUGACAACAGGAUGGUAAACUGUAUGACAAUGCUACAAUAGUUAUUUACAUAUAAUAAAGUAUGCCACCUGGUUUCCAGCAAA
Messenger RNA from Brachypodium distachyon (stiff brome), 2644 nucleotides. Its product is annotated as BAG-associated GRAM protein 1. The transcript has 17 exons. NCBI's taxonomy places the organism in Eukaryota, Viridiplantae, Streptophyta, Magnoliopsida, Poales, Poaceae. Bases 159 to 2144 code for a protein of 661 amino acids. The record is from RefSeq and is a predicted model, not a curated record.